Messenger RNA from Polyodon spathula (Mississippi paddlefish), 1110 nucleotides. It is a transcript of the gene pth4, whose product is annotated as parathyroid hormone 4. The record is from RefSeq and is a predicted model, not a curated record. The transcript is spliced from 2 exons. NCBI's taxonomy places the organism in Eukaryota, Metazoa, Chordata, Actinopteri, Acipenseriformes, Polyodontidae. Gene Ontology annotation, cellular component: extracellular region. Gene Ontology annotation, molecular function: peptide hormone receptor binding; hormone activity. Bases 339 to 776 code for a protein of 145 amino acids. Gene Ontology annotation, biological process: regulation of chondrocyte differentiation; bone mineralization; adenylate cyclase-activating G protein-coupled receptor signaling pathway.
AUAUUCAUUUAUUGUUGUGUUACCAAGUAAAUAAACGUAUAAGAACAGCGCGCUGAAGCACCUGUUAUGAUUCGACUAUUCUAAUCGAUAGUACCGUUUACCAAAGUACUGCAAGCAACACACAAUAUUAAUAUCAGCCGGUGGCAGGAUUGGAGUUCAUACCGCUCUUGUUCGAUGACUGUGCCUGGAAACCCUUGCUAGGCAUCGGGACCUUUCAAGACCGCUUGAAUACUCAACUCUGGGAAUCAUCUGUAGCUGAGAUACACAUAGGGAAGGUGCAGGUUCAAACACACCAACACACGUUAGUUCUGAUAAAAGAAACAAACCAACAAAUAAUCAUGCUUUUUUUUUUGCAGCCUUAUCCGAACACAGAAAUGUUUCUUUCCCAGAGAUCAAUCCCAGCUUUGACUGUCGUGGUCAUCGCUUUUAUAGCACUGGCAAAACCGCAGGAAAUGGAAAGUAAACGAGCAGUGACAGAACACCAGUUCAUGCACGACAAAGGCAGUGCCAUGCAGAGUCUGAAGCGCUUGAUCUGGCUGUCCAGCGCCAUGAGAGAGGUGCACACAGCCAGCCGGCGCGACAUCUCCAGCGCAGACCCCGUCUGGGACGGGCAGGGGUCCCCCAGCGUCCGCGCCAGCAGAGCGGAGACCAUCAGGCAGCUGCUGACACUCCUGCUCGGAGAGGAGCCGAAGAGCGACACCCCGCCGGCGCUGAGAGCCGCGCUGGAUAGAAAUAACAACCUUCAGGGCGCCGAGCCCGACUACCACAAGAAAUAGAAGAAGAAACGAUUACGUAACUGAUUCAUUCAAGAAAUGACUGAUUGAUUUGUUGAUUUAUCUGUGUUUGUUUUUCCAGAAAAAAACCUACAUAAAAUCGAUCUGUGUAUUACACGCAAGACCAGACGUCCCAUAUUUGCAAAAGCAGAUGCUUUAUCACAGAUUCGUGGUUUUAAGCAGAAUUGAGAACCCUGUAUCAUCUUGUCGUGCUGCUGUGUAGUUGUGUAAAUAUUUUAUAACACAGGUGCUCUUGGUUUCCCUCGCUGUCGUUUCGCUCUGUUGAAAAGGAUUGCCUUGCCGCAGGUGUUCAGACCAAUAAAAAUACAUCAAAUGA